Molecule: messenger RNA, 393 nt
Organism: Bursaphelenchus xylophilus (pine wood nematode)
Lineage: Eukaryota; Metazoa; Nematoda; Chromadorea; Rhabditida; Aphelenchoididae
Source: the annotation of a GenBank genome assembly
AUGGCUCUUUUUACCAAAGUUGACAUGCUCUAUCCACCUGUACUAGUCGUUUUCCCAAACGCUGGGGGAAGUUCAGACCAUUCCCUCGUAAGCUUUAUUUUGUUAUAAGAAUUGGAUAAUAGCUUAUAUUACAGUUAUCAAUCAUCAUUCUAAUCCCCGUGAAGAAGACCCUGAGGGCAACAACUUUGACAUCAAGUUUAUUGCGCAAUCGGUAUUUCAAAACCUCAAAUUAAUUCCUCUGUUAAACAAGGACUUCGAUAAUUGUUUUCCAGAAUAAAGGCAUCACCAGUCCGGGCGGACCUUCUCCUUCCCUUCCAAUCAUAUUUUUCGAUUACUCAUCGGUCCGAAUUCUCCUUCUCCGUUGCUUUGACAUUCUCUAUAUUUGUACUUUAA